This is a messenger RNA of Mastomys coucha (southern multimammate mouse), 2152 nucleotides long. RefSeq names its product SH3 and cysteine rich domain 3 (gene Stac3). The record is from RefSeq and is a predicted model, not a curated record. Lineage: Eukaryota; Metazoa; Chordata; Mammalia; Rodentia; Muridae. Gene Ontology annotation, molecular function: protein binding. The transcript is spliced from 12 exons. Gene Ontology annotation, cellular component: extrinsic component of cytoplasmic side of plasma membrane. Bases 766 to 1848 code for a protein of 360 amino acids. Gene Ontology annotation, biological process: positive regulation of protein localization to plasma membrane; skeletal muscle contraction; positive regulation of voltage-gated calcium channel activity.
UCCCAACCCUUUCCUAGCCUAAAGUUUGGGUGUUAGCUAGGCAUGGUGGCACAGACCUUUAAUCUCAGCACUCAGGAGACAGGCAGACUGAUCUGAGUUCAAGGCCAGCCUGGUCUACAGAGCAAGUUUGGAACAGCCAGGGUUACAUAAAGAAACCCUGUCGGGGGUUGGAGAGGCAGGAAAUAAAAUCCAAGAACGUGACUGAAAUGAGCCCAGGGAGGGUAGAAUUGGAACAGUUAUCUGAACCUUAAGGGAGCGAGUAUGGGGACUUCACUGUCAGAUCUAAAGUUCCCUCACGUUACUCUGUCUUAAACAGAGGUUCCGUUCUUGCUGUGGCUAUAGCUUGGUGGUCCAGCACAGAGCAUGGGUUCAAUCCCUAGUAUGUGGGAUGGGGUACUUCAAUAUUGGGUUAGAAAAGACCCCUUCCUGAUAAGCCAGUACCCACCGACCUGCUCUGUGUAAACACUUGGAGAAGAGCUGCUCUGGGGGGAUGGGAGGAGUCAGGGUCAGAGCCCUGCCCCAGACCUGGUUCCAAUUUCUGCCUGUCAGCUGUACUCUCAGCUGUCCACUGUCCUCCAGCCCUGUCACUUCAGCCCUGCCACCACAGUGAGAGGGGAGGCUCCAAGGCCUACCUACUAAUACUGUCUGGGUAGCUGGUGUGGGUCCAGAAGGUACCAGAAGGAAGAGGGCUAGCCCUCCCCACAGCGCCAUCAAGGUCUCAGAGACGCCCUUUCCACAGUGAAUUGAUUUAGGGAGUCUGGAAAGAUGACAGAAAAGGAGGUGGUGGAGUCCCCUCAGCCCCCCUUUCCAGGAGAGACUCCGCAAAGUGGGCUACAGCGACUGAAGCAGUUAUUCAAGAAGGGCUCUCCAGAGACAGCAGAGAUGGCACCUCCCCCAGAGCCCCAGGCCAAUGGAGAGGCGGUGGGUGCUGGGGGUGGGCCCAUUUACUAUAUCUAUGAGGAAGAAGAAGAGGAGGAAGAAGAGGAGGAACCACCCCCAGAGCCUCCCAAGCUUGUCAACGACAAGCCCCACAAGUUCAAAGAUCACUUCUUCAAGAAGCCCAAGUUCUGUGAUGUCUGUGCCCGGAUGAUUGUGCUCAAUAACAAGUUUGGACUCCGCUGUAAGAACUGCAAAACCAACAUCCAUGAACACUGUCAGUCCUACGUGGAGAUGCAGAGAUGCUUUGGCAAGAUCCCACCUGGUUUCCGUCGGGCCUAUAGCUCCCCACUCUACAGCAACCAACAGUAUGCUGUCUCUGCUGCCAAUCGCAACGACCCCGUGUUCGAAACCCUUCGCGUCGGGGUGAUCAUGGCAAACAAGGAACGGAAGAAGGGACAGGCAGAUAAGAAAAAUCCUCUGGCAGCCAUGAUGGAGGAGGAGCCAGAGUCAGCCAGGCCAGAGGAGGGCAAGUCACAGGACGGAAACAAUGCAGAAAAGGACAAGAAGGCCGAGAAGAAAACUCCUGAUGACAAACACAAGCAGCCUGGUUUCCAGCAGUCUCAUUACUUUGUGGCUCUCUAUCGGUUCAAAGCCCUGGAGAAGGAUGAUCUGGAUUUCCCGCCAGGGGAGAAGAUCACAGUCAUUGAUGACUCCAAUGAGGAGUGGUGGCGGGGGAAAAUUGGAGAGAAGGUCGGAUUCUUCCCUCCAAACUUCAUCAUUCGGGUCCGCGCUGGAGAGCGUGUACACCGCGUCACCAGAUCCUUUGUGGGGAACCGAGAGAUUGGGCAGAUCACUCUCAAGAAGGACCAGAUCGUAGUGCAGAAAGGAGAUGAAGCUGGUGGCUACGUCAAGGUCUACACCGGCCGCAAGGUGGGGCUGUUUCCCACCGACUUCCUGGAGGAGAUUUAGGUGUAGGUGUACUGGCACCUGCUGGCGGGAGACACCCACGCCUCAUUCUGGGCGGGGCCCAGUGCGGACUGGGGAGGGAAGGGGCAAGGGGAGUCCUAGAUGGGGAGGGUCUGGUUCCCACCUCUCUCCCCUGCUUAGGGCUUCGGAUACCUGGUGCGUUGAGCAGCCUGCACCGAUAAGGCCCACACUUCAGGUCCAUCCAACCUUCAAGAGCUUGGGGUGGUGGAGGGGAAGCAUCUCCAUAAGGAGUGGUAGAACUGUCAGAUGUUUCGAAUUUAUUAAAGUUUUAACAAAAGUUAGAAAA